Molecule: messenger RNA, 1298 nt
Organism: Tribolium madens (black flour beetle)
Lineage: Eukaryota; Metazoa; Arthropoda; Insecta; Coleoptera; Tenebrionidae
Product: DNA-directed RNA polymerase I subunit RPA49-like
Exons: 6
Coding region: 173-1282 (369 amino acids)
Biological process (GO): transcription elongation by RNA polymerase I; RNA polymerase I preinitiation complex assembly; nucleolar large rRNA transcription by RNA polymerase I
Cellular component (GO): RNA polymerase I complex
Molecular function (GO): DNA binding
Source: RefSeq, a predicted model, not a curated record
UUACGAUUAUUAUUUACUGAUAAUUAAUACUCGACGAAUUUUAUUUUUAUUCUCAUUAUUAAAAACAUGAAGCUUUGAAGGCCGUUUCGGGUUUGCGAGCUUUCGGUCGUAGGACCACAAUGAGGUUAUGUUAAUCACCAAAACGUUUUUAAUUUUUUGAUUUUAUUUUAAAAUGUUGCAAGAAAUAUCCGAAGUCGAGGACAAUGAAGGCUCACGCCCGAUCCUAGUGGAAUUCCAAAAUAGCAACCUCCAAGAAGGCCAAGAACACCACUUAAAAACGGCGAUUUUUAAGCAAAACCAGGCCACAAUUGUGGCCAUAGCUAGCCCGAAGCUUUUAUACACUGGAAAUGUCACUCGAGACAAAGACCAAGAUCUCCACAAGCGCUUUCUGGUGAUUUCAAACAGACGGACUGGAAAAGUGCGUCUAGUGGCCGUCGACACGGUGCUUCUCACACCGCAAUUUGCGCAAAGGAGUAGUGACACCACGAGUGUGAAAAACGCAAAUUCGGUAAAUAAAUUGAACAAGGCGUUUGGGUCCAAAAAAAUUAAAAAAAUCACAGAACAAAGGGAAAGAAUGACGAUGAAUAUUGACGACGUUAGAGAGCAAUUAGAACAAACAGUUGCCGGAAUUGAACUCGACGAAAGUGCCCCUCUGGUCGCACAAAUCGGCGAAAAUGACAGUAAUUAUAGGCCCCCGAUUCAUAGAGAUGCUUCAAGUAGGGAAGAAGUCUACAUUUUGGAGGAAAUUGUCCCUUCACACGUCCUAAAUUCGUUGGAAGACGAAUCUAGGGAGGUUUUGGACUCUGAUUUGGACUCUUUAGAUUUGACACCCAUGAUUAGGGAUAAGUUGGCACAAAUGCAAAACACGUCCCCUAAUCUCGCAAAGUGCAAAUUACUUUUAUACCUCGACUAUUUAAUAAAAUUUGUCACAAAACUGGCGAAAAACAUAACGAAACGUUGUGUGAUUUGCCCCUCAACUGUGGCAAAUUCUCACAUUUUAAAUAACUUCACCGUGUCGUCAAAUAGCGGACGGACACGUCCCUUGUCAAUGAGGGAUAAGACAGUGUGUUAUAUUCUUGUAAUCGCAAUGAUUGCGUUUGAUUACGAAGUCGAUUUCGAGCAAUUGGCCAAAAUUGUCAAAAUCGGGGUGAAAAAACUGCUCGAAAUGGGGCGAAUUUUGGCCUUUAGCUCUGAUAGCAAAAAGAAGAAUUCGAUGACACUGAAACUCCCCCUCCCGGCUUCUGUGACAUCAUCAUCGCCCCAAAAACGCAAAAGAAAAUAAAAAACUGAGUAAUAAA